This is a messenger RNA of Hyaena hyaena (striped hyena), 5737 nucleotides long. It is a transcript of the gene CD109, whose product is annotated as CD109 molecule. The coding region runs from base 193 to 4536 and encodes 1447 amino acids. The record is from RefSeq and is a predicted model, not a curated record. Lineage: Eukaryota; Metazoa; Chordata; Mammalia; Carnivora; Hyaenidae. The transcript is spliced from 33 exons. Gene Ontology annotation, cellular component: extracellular region. Gene Ontology annotation, molecular function: endopeptidase inhibitor activity.
CCGGUGGUAGGGGUGGAGCCACCCAGUCCCGUCUCAAUUUAGACUUCUCACUCCGCUUUUAGGCGCGCCCAUUUCAGAUUGCUAAACUCCGGAGUCAGGGGAAAAAAAGCGGGGAGGAGGUGGAAAGCCACACCCCGCGGCGCCCGCGAAUUUCCCCAGGAGCCGACGGUGGCUCGGGCAGACGCGGCCGAGAUGCGGGGCCCGGGGCUCCUGACCGCAGCCCACCUCGCGUGCGUGUGGACCGUCGUGCUGGCCGCGGCCCCCGGGCCUAGGUUUCUGGUGACAGCCCCGGGGAUCAUUAGGCCUGGAGGAAAUGUGACUGUUGGAGUAGAGCUUCUGGAACACAGCCCCUCCCAGGUCACUGUGAAGGCAGAGGUGGUCAAGAUGGCAGCCAACCUCACUGUCUCUGUCCUGGAAGCAGAGGGAGUCUUUGAAAAAGGCUCUUUCAAGACACUUACUCUUCCAUCACUACCUCUGAACAGUGCAGAUGGGAUUUAUGAGCUACGUGUAACUGGACGUGCCCAGGAUGAGAUCUUAUUCUCUAAUAGUACGCGCUUAUCAUUUGAGACCAAGAGAAUGACUGUCUUCAUUCAAACAGACAAGUCCCUCUAUAAGCCAAAGCAGGAAGUGAAGUUUCGUGUCGUUACACUCUUCUCAGACUUUAAACCUUAUAAAACUUCUUUAAACAUUCUAAUAAAGGACCCCAAGUCCAAUUUGAUCCAACAGUGGCUGUCAGAACAAAGUGAUCUUGGCGUCGUUUCCAAAACUUUUCAGUUAUCUUCCCAUCCAAUACUUGGUGACUGGUCCAUUCAAGUUCAAGUGAAUGACCAGACAUAUUAUCAGUCAUUUCAGGUUUCAGAAUAUGUAUUACCAAAAUUUGAAGUUACUUUGCAGACACCAUUAUACUGUUCUUUGAAUUCUAAGAGCUUAAAUGGUACUGUCACAGCAAAGUAUACAUACGGGAAGCCAGUGAAAGGAGAUGUAACACUUACAUUUUUACCUUUAUCCUUUUGGGGCAGGAAGAAAAAUAUUACAAAAAAUUUUAAGAUAAAUGGAUCUUCAAACUUCUCUUUUAAUGAUGAAGAGAUGAACAAAGUAAUGGAUUUUUCGGAAGGGCGUUCUGAAUACAUGUAUCUGUCUUCUCCUGGGCCGGUGGAAAUUUUAGCCACAGUGACAGAAUCACUUACAGGUAUCUCAAGAAAUGCAAGUUCUAAUGUAUUUUUCAAGCAACAUGAUUACAUCAUUGAGUUUUUUGAUUAUGCUGCUGUCCUGAAGCCAUCUCUCAACUUUACAGCCACUGUGAAGGUAACCCGUGCUGAUGGCAAUCUACUGACUUUUGAAGAAAGAAGAAAUAAUGUAGUUUUAACAGUGACACAGAAAAACUCUUCCGAGAACUGGAGCCGAUGGAUCAGUACCAGGAACCAGGAAAUGAAAGCUGUCCAGAUCAUAAAUUAUACUGUCCCUCAAAAUGGAAUCUUUCAGAUUGAAUUCCCAGUCCUGGACGAUUCCAAUGAGCUACAGUUAGAGGCCUCUUUUCUUAAUAGUGUCAGUAACAUGGUCGUUCAUGGUAUGUUUAAGUCUCCCAGUAAAGAAUACAUCCAGCUAAAAACAAGAGAUGAAAAUAUAAAGGUGGGAUCACCUUUUGAGUUGGCGGUUAGUGGCAACAAGCCACUAAAGAAGGAGUUAAGCUAUAUGGUAGUAUCCAGGGGACAGUUGGUGGCUGUAGGGAAACAAAAUUCAACGACCUUCUCUUUAACUCCAGAAAAUUCUUGGGCUCCAAAAGCCUGUAUUAUUGUGUAUUAUAUUAAAGAUGAUGGAGAAAUUAUAAAUGAUGUUCUAAAAAUUCCUGUUCAGCUUGUUUUUAAAAAUAAGAUAAAGCUGUCUUGGAGUAAAGCUCAUGCUGCACCAUCUGAGAAAGUCUCUCUUAGGAUCUCUGUGACACAGCCAGACUCAAUAGUUGGGGUUGUAGCUGUCGACAAAAGCGUGAAUCUGAUGAAUGCCUCAAACGAUAUUACAAUGGAAAAUGUGGUCCAUGAGUUGGAGCUCUAUAACACAGGAUAUUAUUUAGGCAUGUUCAUGAAUUCUUUUGCAGUUUUUCAGGAAUGUGGCCUCUGGGUAUUGACAGAUGCAAACCUUAUAAAGGAUUACAUUGAUGGUGUUUAUGACAGCAUAGAAUUUGCCGAGAGGUUUAUAGAGGAAACUGAAGGAUACUUGGUAGAUUUUCAUGACUUUUCUUCGGUUAGUGAUCCACAUGUCAGAAAGCAUUUUCCAGAGACUUGGAUUUGGCUAGACACCAACAUGGGUUCCAAGAUUUACCAAGAAUUUGAAGUUACCGUGCCUGAUUCUAUCACUUCUUGGGUGGCUAAUGCAUUCGUGAUCUCUGAGGACUUAGGUUUUGGACUAACCAGGACUCCAGUGGAGCUACAAGCCUUCCAACCAUUUUUUAUUUUUUUGAAUCUUCCCUACUCUGUUAUCAGAGGUGAAGAAUUUGCUUUGGAAGUAACCAUAUUCAAUUAUUUGAAAGAUGCCACUGAGGUUAAAGUAAUCAUUGAGAAAAGUGACAAAUUUGAUAUUCUAAUGGCUUUAAGUGACAUAAAUGCGACAGGACACCAGCAGACCAUUCUGGUUCCCAGUGAGGAUGGGGCAACUGUUGUUUUUCCAGUCAAGCCAACACACCUGGGGGAAAUUCCAAUCACAGUCACAGCCAUUUCACCUGCUGCUUCUGAUGCCAUCACGCAGAAGAUUUUAGUAAAGGCUGAAGGAAUAGAAAAAUUGUAUUCACAGUCCAUCUUGUUAGACUUGACAGUCCACAAGUUACAAACUCCCCUGAAAACUUUGAGUUUCUCAUUUCCUCCCAACACAGUGAGUGGUAGUGAAAGAGUUCAGAUCACUGCAAUUGGAGAUAUCCUUGGUUCCUCCAUCAGUGGCUUAGCUUCAUUGAUUCGGAUGCCUUAUGGCUGUGGUGAACAGAACAUGAUAAAUUUUGCUCCAAAUAUUUAUGUUUUGGAUUACCUAACUAAAAAGAAACAACUGACAGAAAACUUAAAAGAAAAAGCCCUUUCCUUUAUGAGGCAAGGUUAUCAAAGAGAACUUCUCUAUCAGAGGGAAGAUGGCUCUUUCAGUGCUUUUGGGAAUGAUGAUCCUUCUGGUAGUACUUGGUUGUCAGCUUUUGUUUUAAGAUGUUUCCUUGAAGCUGAUCCUUAUAUAGAUAUUGAUCCGAAUGUGUUACACAGAACAUAUACUUGGCUCAAAGGACGUCAGAAAUCCAAUGGUGAAUUUUGGGAGCCAGGAAGAGUGAUCCAUAGUGAGCUUCAAGGUGGCAAUAAAAGUCCAGUAACACUUACAGCUUAUGUUGUGACUUCUCUCCUGAGAUAUAAAAAAUAUCAGCCUAAUAUUGAUGUUCAAGAGUCAAUCAACUUUUUGGAGUCUGAAUUUAAUAGAGGAAUUUCAGAUAAUUAUACUCUAGCUCUUAUAACUUAUGCACUGUCAUCUGUGGGGAGCCCUAAAGCCAAGGAAGCUUUGAAUAUGCUGACUUGGAGAGCAGAACAGGAAGGAGACAUGCAAUUCUGGGUGUCUUCAGAGUCUAAACUUUCUGAAUCCUGGCAGCCACGCUCCCUGGAUAUUGAAAUUGCGGCCUAUGCGCUGCUCUCACACUUCCUGCAAUAUCAGGUUUCUGAGGGAAUCCCGAUUAUGAAGUGGCUCAGCCGGCAAAGAAAUAGCUUGGGAGGUUUUGCAUCUACCCAGGACACCAUUGUAGCCUUGAAGGCCUUAUCUGAAUUUGCAGCUCUAAUGAACACAGAAAGUACAAACAUCCAAGUGAUUGUGAUGGGGCCCAGUUCACCAAGCCCUAUAAAGUUUCAGAUUGACAGACAGAACCGGUUUCUCCUCCAGAUGGCAGAGCUUGCGGUGGUACAGCCAAUUGCAGUUAAUGUUUCCGCAAGUGGUUUUGGAUUUGCUAUUUGUCAGCUUAAUGUUAUUUAUAAUGUGAAAGAUUCAGGUUCCUCAAGAAGACGAAGAUCUGUUCAAGACCAAGAAGCCUUUGAUUUAGAUGUUGCUGUAAAAGACAAUAAAGAUGAUAUCAAUCACUUGAAUCUGAAUGUGUGUACAAGGUUUUUGGGCCCAGCUAGAAGUGGCAUGGCCCUUAUGGAAGUGAAUCUGCUCAGUGGUUUUACUGUGCCUUCAGAUGCAAUUCCUCUGAGUGAGACAGUGAAGAAAGUGGAACACGAUCAUGGGAAACUCAACCUAUAUUUAGAUUCUGUAAAUGAAACCCAGUUGUGUGUUGAUAUUCCUGCUGUGAGAAACUUUAAAGUUUCAAAUACACAAGAUGCUUUGGUGUCCAUAGUGGAUUACUAUGAACCAAGGAGACGAGCGGUGAGGAGUUACAACUCUGAAGCGAAGCUGUCUUCUUGUGACCUCUGUGGGGACAUUGGCGGAUGCGGUCCUUGUGAGAACGGAGCUGCGCCCUCCCUUUGUCACCCUUCAGUAGUUUUCGUGCUCUGUCUCACGCUUCUGUUUUGUUUGCACCGUUGGCCAUGAUUUGGUUUUUAAAGACUCCAUGUAACAUUGAUGUUUCCAGUCACACGUGAUUGUCUUGUUUUCAUGACCGAGCAUUGCUUCUGACUAUUUUUGAAAAAUAAUUUUUUUCUUUUUAUGGGGUUGUUGGGAAUGGUGUACAGUUAGGUCCUAGUACAGCUGCACAGAUGUCUUCAUGUGACUUCUGUGUAGAACAAAAAAUCAGAGUUACUGCAGUUGUGCGCAAUGAAAAAUCGUUAAGGGGUUUUUCAUGGAGGUGUUGUCUUCUCCAGAAUAAAUGUGUUAUUUUAGAUUAUUCCUUUGAUUUUCUAGAAGAAAUGCUAGGUUCUUAAGCAUUAUUAGAGACCAGUGUUGGUUUUUGCAUUACAGGCAGAUAUCUGGAAACUAGGAGAAAACAGCCAGAAGGAGGAGCUUGCUCUGUUCCCUUCUAGCAUCCACUCUGCCCUCUGCCCACCCCACACCUAGUGGUCCCAGUAUAUCCUUUGUGAUUGAAUAUCACUUCUUUCUUUUUAAAAUGUAGGGGGGCAGAAUUUUUUUUAAGUGAAGUGAUGUUUUUUCACUCCAAUUGUAAUCUCAACCCUCAACCUUUAACCUUCCUGUUUUUCUUCUGGAGAGAAGGAGACAUGGAAUGUGUUUUCCUGAGCUUUGCAGUCUGCUUCAGAGCUUGAGGAGUGUACAGAAAACUGCUCCAAGGGUGCGCUGCCCUCCCUCUCACUUCCUAAGCCCCCCACACUGGGUCUCUUUCAGGGAUGAGAGUCAGAGGGCACAGCAAUAUGUGCCCUACGUGAUCUAGACUAGAAGAUCCUAGACCAGAAGACACAGCUUUGUUAGUAUUGUAUUAGCCAGGGUAGUACAAGAGCCCAGAUGAGAUGCAGCAGGCUGGCCUCCCUGUGGUCAGGGAAAGAAGCUGGGGCUUGACAGGGACCAAGAGAGGUGAACGUCACUGACCCUCAAGUCUGGUUGGGUGUUGCCCAGGGUACUGUAGAAGCUCUUCUAGACUCAGGUGUCUGAGUGUCAGAUGGCCAGCUAUCUGGUGACAUCUAAUGCUUGUGUGAAUCUUUAAGAUUUCUGGACUUUGAGCACCUGGAUAAUUGAUUCUCCUGUAUUCUGAAAGAUAAUAUUCAUUUAUCUGGGUGAAAAUUUUAAAGAAUAAUUCCUUUCCUUCCAUCUUCCACCUCCCUCCUUUUUCUCCUUUCUCGCUUCC